Aspergillus chevalieri is the source of this 1398-nucleotide messenger RNA. RefSeq names its product MFS transporter. Lineage: Eukaryota; Fungi; Ascomycota; Eurotiomycetes; Eurotiales; Aspergillaceae. Bases 1 to 1398 code for a protein of 465 amino acids. The transcript is spliced from 7 exons. Gene Ontology annotation, molecular function: transmembrane transporter activity. Gene Ontology annotation, biological process: transmembrane transport. The record is from RefSeq and is a predicted model, not a curated record.
AUGGACAGUUGCGGAAAUGACUUAGCAAGGCCGUGGAAGCUUGAGGUUCGCUCGUCGAAGAAGUUUGUGAUUUGGGUGGUUUCGGUUGGGGUUUUUACGGAUGUUUUUAUAUAUGGCAUGGUCGUUCCUAUUUUGCCGGUCGUACUGGAGGCGCGCAUUGGGAUUCCGGAUGAGCAAUUACAAGCAUGGAUGUCUAUCCUCCUCGCAGCAUUCGGCUGUGCCAUCUUCAUCGGCUCCCCGAUCUCCGGCUACUUCGCCGACAAAGGCACAUCCCGCAAAUCCCCUUUCAUAAUCGGCCUGCUGUCCCUCGCCGGCUCAACAGUGAUGUUCUGGUUUGCGCGGACCAUCGUAUCCCUAGUCAUCGCACGGGUCUUGCAGGGCUUAUCUGCCGCGGUGGUGUGGACGGUGGGACUUGCGCUUGUUGUUGAUACGGUGGGGAAGGAGCAGGUUGGGGGUGCUAUGGGGUGGGUUAGUAUGGGGAUGACGGUGGGGACGGUAUUUGGGCCGUUUAUGGGAGGGAUUCUGUUGUCUUGGGCUGGUUAUCAUGCUGUGUUUGCGGUUGCGAUCGCAUUGGUUGGGAUUGAUAUUCUGCUGAGAUUGGUCAUGAUUGAGCAGAGAAGCGCGAGGAAAUGGAUUCAACCACAGAUAGUGGCAGAGACGGACGCAUUAAUUGGCGCUGCCUCCCAUUACGAGUCUUUUGAGGAUGAUGCUUCAUCGCCAUCUGCGUCUUGCGAGGAUCAUAUCAGAGAUGAUGGUGAGCCUGUGGAUGCGAAGUCAUCACCGUUACCGGGAAUAGUGCGGUUGGUGAGUUCCGGUAAUAUGCUGCUCGUCUUCGCAGCGACAGUCGUGAAUGCCAGUCUCUAUGCGUCUUUUGACUCGGUCCUCCCCCUCCAUAUCAUGAGAACAUUCGACUGGGGUCCUCAAGGCGUCGGACUCUGCUUCCUUCCUCUAUUCACACCAUCUUUCCUUUCAGCAGUGAUAGGCGACACCGUUGACCGCUACGGCGCCCGAACGAUCGCCGUCCUAGGCUUCCUCAUAAGCUUUCCCAUUUUCGUCCUUCUACGAAUGAUUACCACAAACAGCACCCACGACAAAGUCCUCCUACUCAUCGCCCUCUUCUUCGCCGGUCUUGCUCAUGUCCUGCAAAUGGUGUCUCUCAUGGUUGCAGUGCACUAUAUCGUCGAGAGCAUUGAAAGCGAGCAACCCGGUUUGUUUGGACAUCAGGGCGGUACAGCUCAAGCAUAUGGGUUGUAUAAUGUAGCUUGGUCCGGUGGACAGGUGCUAGGACCAUUGCUUGCUGGUUUCUUGGUCGAGAACAACGGAUGGCAGACGAUGGUUAUUGUGUUUGGGGCUAUGAGCGGGGUGACUGCUAUGGUCUUUCUGGGGGCGUAUGGGUGA